Molecule: messenger RNA, 3223 nt
Organism: Morone saxatilis (striped sea-bass)
Lineage: Eukaryota; Metazoa; Chordata; Actinopteri; Moronidae
Gene: gdap2
Product: ganglioside induced differentiation associated protein 2
Exons: 14
Coding region: 269-1756 (495 amino acids)
Source: RefSeq, a predicted model, not a curated record
ACGUUGCAGCAAGCAGCAUCUAGCAUUCUGGCUAAAUGUGUAAACCUGCUUAACUUCAUUUUUCACUGCUUUUGCGACUACUUUACUCGCUACUAUGAGCAGUCAGAGGAACGACAACACCUCCUGAGUCUAUAAACCGUCGUGUCAAGAUUAAUUGAUUAUUCUUGAUUUAUUUUGGCGUGGACAUCACCUCUGCCUGGAGGAAAUACUACUGGCUAGGUAGCACGCCUGCUUGGAGCUCCAGUGUCAGCCUGUAGUACCAGAGGGGAUGGAUCCUCUGGGUGCUCGCUCCCAGUUCGUGGACAUCCAGACCCUCCCCACGUGGCAGCAGCAGCUGGACGAGGAUGGCGAGGAGACGCCGCUGGAGCAGGGCGACAGCCUGCUUAGCCAGCAGGCCUUCCCCUCACCCUUCCCCUUCAGACCAGACAUCAACCGCAAGAUCAUCCUCUUUGCUGGUGAUGUGGCGCUGCUGAACUGCACCUCUAUCGUGAACACCAGCAACGAGUCGCUGAAUGACAAAAACCCAGUGUCUGACAGCAUCCAUCAGCUAGCAGGGCCUGAGCUGCGAGAUGAGCUGCUUAAACUCAAAGGAUGUCGGACGGGGGAGGCGAAGCUGACCAAAGGCUUCAACCUGGCGGCGAGGUUCAUCAUCCACACGGUGGGACCAAAAUACAAAGCCAAGUACCGGACAGCAGCGGAGAGCUCGCUGUACAGCUGCUACAGGAACAUCAUGCAGCUGGCUGCAGAGCAGUCGAUGGCAUCUGUUGGCUUCUGUGUGGUGAGCACAACCAAAAGAGGUUACCCACUGGAGGACGCAACACACAUUGCUUUCAGAACAGUGCGCAGGUUCCUGGAGAAUCAUGGAAACAGCAUAGAGGCGGUGGUGUUCGCAGUGUCAGACACAGAUGAGCUGGUGUACAAGAAGUUACUGCCUCUCUACUACCCUCGCUCUGAGGAAGAAGAGAAGGCCUGCCUGCCACUCAUCCCAGCUGACAUUGGCAACUCAGAGGGUGAACCGGUCGUCCCAGAGAGACAGAUCCGCAUCGCAGAGAAACCAGGCACCCUGGAAGAUGAUUCUGAAGAGGAGAGUCUGGAGUCAGAUCUGGGUCAGGUGGGGAAUCACGCUUUCGCCCGGAUGGAGGGUGAUGUGGACAAACAGCGGAAACAGAUCCUACAGGGCCAGAUGUCAGAGGCAGCCAUGCAGAAACAACACCAGAGGAAUUACAAUCGCUGGCUGUGCCAGGCAAGAGCGGAGGAUCUGUCGGACAUCGCUGCACUGAAAGCUUUAUAUCAAACUGGUGUCGAUAUGUGUGGCAGGACAGUGAUGGUUCUGGUUGGACGAAACAUCCCAGUGACCCUUAUCGACCUUGAAAAGGCGCUGCUGUACUUCAUCCAUGUGAUGGACCACAUCACAGUGAAGGAGUAUGUGAUGGUUUACUUCCACACGCUGACCGGCGAGCACAACCACCUGGACUCCAAUUUCCUCAAGAACCUCUACGACAUCGUUGAGGCCAAGUUUAAAAAGAAUUUAAAGGCCUUCUACUUUGUACAUCCAACAUUUCGAUCUAAGGUCUCAACAUGGUUCUUCACCACCUUCAGCGUGUCAGGGAUGAAGGACAAGGUUCGCUACCUGGACAACCUGCAGCAGCUCUUCACCUGCAUCAAACCUGAGCAGAUCGACAUCCCGCCGUUUGUCCUAGAAUAUGACGCACGGGUGAACGGACCUUACCAUCCCUCUCAGUCUUCUGGUCUGUGACAGGAGACCAAUUGGACUUCCCUGCUGGGGUGACGAGGUGGUGUCAGCCUGUCAAAUGAAGGCCUUUUAUGGACAUCAUGUUGCCCGUGUGGUCUGAACUCCUAACCUCUUGUAAAGGCUCUGAACCAUAGUGGGGUAUCUCUGCUUUUGUUCUGUCCCAGCCAAAAGGACAAAAUGAACAGUUGCAGCCCACAUUUAGCAGCAUGUGGCCUGGUGAGAGGUCAUUGUCACUCACCACAGACUAUUUGUGGAUCUUGUAUGGUUUCUGGAUUAUGCCUUACACCGAGAGUUCUUAUUCAGCAGUUUCCUCAAACAUCCCUAAAUAUGAAGUAUCAUGUCAAGCCUGACAGUGGCUCAAAGCCUUUUCCGUUGUGUGGUCAUAUCAGACGUCCUCGCCCAUGUCUCAGAAUAUUAUGACUUUUCAAAUGCUGGAGUAAGAUGGGAAUAUUACUUCUGUCUGGACUUCCACUUCGUUUGAUUCCGUACCAUACCAUGCUGGAUGGCAGAAACUAUGGGCGAAGUAAAGACUAAUGCUCAGUCGGAAGUUGGAAAUUCCCACCCGGUACGUUGCAAUAACAACCUCUGCGUUCUCCUGCGGCCACAAUCAGAAACCCCGGGGGAGACAAAUGAACGCCUGGCUUGGAGAUAUUAUACCUGGAUAGACGGCUAAUGUCAUUGUAUGUUCUAAACAUAGAACAUUAACUUUAUCACAUUUUGGAAAGUGCACCUUUUUGCUUUCUUGCCAUGAGUUGGAUGGUUUGUAUGGUAAAUUUGAAGCUACAGCCAGAAGAUGAUUAGCUUAGUUCAGAAUAGACUGGAAGAAGGGCGAAAGCGCUACCUGUAAAACCUCAAUUUCUACACUUAUGGUAUGGUUAGUUUGUGAGCUUUAAAAGGUGCUGGUGGGCAUAUUUUCCUACCUUUAACCAGAGCAAGGCUAGUUGUAACUUCCUGUUUAACAGAGGUUGGUAUCUCAUCUAACUCUUGGCAUGAGAGUAAAUAACUUGAUUUCCCAAACUGUUAACUUUAAGCUUUAAAUCCAUACAGAGUGUUUGGAUAUAUGUGCUUCUACCAGCCAUUUAACUUAAAAGUAAAUGUAGCACUGAAACAAUUCAUUGAUUAAUCACUCAACACAAGUGGGUUGGGUUUUUUUGUUUUGUUUUACAGUUGAUUGAUCAUGUGACUUCAUAGCAAAGGAUGCUUAACAUUCACUGGUGUCAGUUUCUCAGCUGUGAAAAUUUUCUGCUUUUUCUGUUUUAAAUAGUUAAAAAUUGAACGCUUUUCGGUUUGGGACUUUUGGUUGCAAAAAAACCAAGCAAAUUUAGGAUGUAACCUGGGCCUUUGUUAACAUCUGAUGGGCAAUUUUCACUAUUUGUUUAAACUUUAUAGAUUAAAAGGUCCAGUGUGUAACAUUUAGGAGGAUCUAUUGGCAGAAAUGGAAUAUAAUAUUCAUAGGUAUGUUUUCAUUAG